Molecule: messenger RNA, 1800 nt
Organism: Alnus glutinosa
Lineage: Eukaryota; Viridiplantae; Streptophyta; Magnoliopsida; Fagales; Betulaceae
Exons: 4
Coding region: 1-1800 (599 amino acids)
Source: RefSeq, a predicted model, not a curated record
AUGGGGCAUAGGCGAUGGUUACCUCCAGAUCAUCCAUGGAGAAGAAACAAGAGACGAUUCAACGGUGCGCAGGAACUAGGUGGUCCUCCCGAAUUCCCGGAUGGUGAUGAGAUCAUGAGACAAUUAGAUGGUGUUGUUAAUCGGGCAAAGACCCGACAGAAGCUGCCCCCUGGGGAAGUUGAUUGGAAGAGGCGAAGUGUCUUAUACGAUUUGCCUUAUUGGAAAGAUCAAUUACUACGACAUAACAUUGAUGUGAUGCACACCGAAAAAAAUGUCGUUGAUAACAUACUUGGCACGCUAUUGGACAUGAGUGGUAAAACUAAAGACAACCUCGAAGCACGUCAAGACUUGCGUAAGAUAAAAUUGAGACAAGAACUUCAUCCAUUUACUGCGGAAAACGGCAAAACACUUUUCCCCGCAGCUUGUUUCACAAUGACAAAAAAAGAGAAGACUGACUUCCUGCAAGUGUUACAUGAUGUUAGAGUGCCAGAUGGAUAUUCUUCAAAUGUGUCACGUUGUGUCAAGCUCAAAGAAUGUACUAUUGGGGGUUUGAAAAGUCAUGACAAUCACAUAAUCAUGCAACAAAUCAUGCCAAUUGCACUUCGAGGAACCUUAUCGGAUGAUGUUGUGAGGCCUUUAAUCGAGCUAUGUGGGUUCUUUAGGGACAUUUGUUCAAAAACACUACGGGUGGAAGAUCUAGAUCGUCUAGAGAAUCAGAUACCCAUAAUUAUGUGCAAAUUGGAACGAAUAUUCCCUCCGGGUUUUUUUACAUCCAUGGUGCACGUAAUUAUACAUUUAGUACGUGAAUGCAAACUGGGUGGACCGGUACACUACAGGUGGAUGUAUCCCGUUGAGAGGUGCCUUGGGAGAUAUAAACGUACCGUUCGUAAUAAGGCUGCACCAGAAGGGUCUAUUGCAGAGGGUUACUUUGCGGACGAAUUGUUGACAUUUUGCUCGCGCUAUUUAGUAAACGCGCCAACGGUUCACAAUAAGGCUCCGAGACACCAAGAUGAAUCGAGAGGGGCGAGGAAUUGGAUAAAACUUGAUAAGAUCACAUUUGAGCAAUAUAGGAUGCACAUGGAGUCGCUAAUGGAAUCAAACAAUAGGGAAUUUACAUCACAUCAACAAUUGGAGAAGCAACAAAGGGACCAAUUCUGUAGCUGGUACAAGUCAUACGUUGAUAAGUUGGACAAGGCAGAUAGAAUAGAAUUGGGAGAGAAACUUGUAACUCAUGCCAAAGGCCCAAUGUUCCAUGCUAUAGAAUAUAAGCGGUAUGUGGUUAAUGGCGUUUUAUACCGUACCUUGGAUGUCGACGAAGAAAAAAAAAGUCAAAACAGUGGAGUGUGUGUCACCACUGAAGAUGGUCCCACCUACUACGGUAAGCUAACUCGAAUAAUUGAGGUUACUUACUACGACUUGACGCGGUAUGUGCUUUUCAAAUGCGAUUGGGCCGACAUUCAACUGAAUAAGGGAUACAAAAAGGACGAAUAUGGAUUCGAUCUUGUAAAUUUCAAGAACCUAAUACACACGGGUGCGCGAAUCACUGAUGAUCCGUUCGUACUACCAAAUCAAGUAUCGCAGGUGUAUUAUGUCAAGGAUCCCAAAAAUCCAAAUUGGGUUGUUGCUGUAAGGACAAAACCAAGAAAUGUGUACGAUGUUGGCAGUGGUGAAAGUGAGGAUUAUGCCGACGUUGACAGUUAUCAUGAGACCGAGCCUUUCAACAUCAACGUGACGGGAGACGUCGGUUUUGAUGACAUUGAUUGUGCACGUACUAAUGUACCGCCCAUCGUAGCAACAUAA